This is a messenger RNA of Bombyx mandarina (wild silkworm), 1220 nucleotides long. Its product is annotated as alpha-tocopherol transfer protein-like. NCBI's taxonomy places the organism in Eukaryota, Metazoa, Arthropoda, Insecta, Lepidoptera, Bombycidae. Gene Ontology annotation, cellular component: membrane. Gene Ontology annotation, molecular function: phosphatidylinositol bisphosphate binding. The record is from RefSeq and is a predicted model, not a curated record.
AUGAAGGGUAGAUCGAUAUCUGAGGGCUUGAAGCGAGUUGCGGCGGAAGAACUGAACGAAGAUCCCAAGAAAAUUCCUUUUUAUAUAAAGGCCAUAAGAGAUUGGUUGCAAGAGCAGCCUCAUUUGCGUUCGAUUAAAGCUUCGGAUCAGUGGCUGAUCGGAUUCCUACGCGGGAGCAAAUAUAAUUUAGAUAAAUGUAAAAAGAAACUGGAUAAGUAUUAUACUUUGAAAUCGGCCGCUCCAGAGUUCUUCAAAAAUCGAGACCCAUUAGAUCCGUCAAUGCAAGCGAUGCUAAAGGCGGGAAUAUUCUUACCUCUAAGGAAUUGCGUCACAGAAGACGGCCCUCGGCCUUGUUUAGUCAGAAUGUCGGAACAGUAUAAAUCUAAAAGACCUUUAUCUGAUCUCAUAAAGAUCAGUUUUAUGUUUGCUGAAUUAAUGCUCUUGGAAGAUGACAACUUUAACAUCGCGGGGCAGAUAGUUCUGGUGGAUCUAAGCGAUACUGGUUUAACUUUAUUGACACAGUUCAGUCCUAGUGUUGCGAGGAAGACAUUUUUGUACGCGGAAAGGGCUCUGACAGUUCGCAUGAAAAGCAUUUAUGUGUUGAACAUGUCACGUGGCUUAAAGGCUACCCUGAACGUUAUCAAGAUGUUGCUGGGACAGAAAAUAAGAAAUAGGGUACAAAUGUACGAUGAGAAUUACGGAAAAUUAUACAAUUACGUACCAGAAUCAAUAUUGCCAGCCGAGUAUGGAGGUGAUAUGGGUGACGUCCAAGAACUAACAGAUUACUGGAAAACGAAAAUGGAAAGCUAUAGAAGCUGGUUUUUACUGCAAGAUGAAAAUUUUGAAAAGGUUACGGCAAACAUCAUCACUCCCAGUCCUUCACCAACUGCGACAGAAAACAACGAAGAAAAUCGAACAUUUCGACGAUUAGAGUUAGAUUAAAAAGUAAUUUACCAAUUAUAAUGCCUACAACUGGAGUAGUAUUAAGCAUCCUCAAAGUCAAUCCAUUUUUACCUCGGUAAAAAACGCGUUGGUUGGAUUGUGUUGCGUUGGUGGAGGGGGAUUUUUCGAGCCUCACUGUGAGUAAAUUAAACGGGCGUGGUAAUUCGCCGUUGGGCAACGCUACAGGACUCUUCCCUGAAAGUUUUCCAUCGAUACCAGAACUAUCAGGCCGGAACAUUUCCGAUCCUGCGGACCGAAUGGUAAACAGUCGAUGUCAC